UAUUUGCUAUACGUCGUGCGUCGUGACGGUGCUGGUCUGCAGUUUUCCCUCCUCGUUGACAAAGCUACCCGGCUCUGCCGAUGAUUAGCUAAAGAUACUUUGGUCGCUGCACAUUUUGGACUCCGUAUAGCUUUAGCAUUUCAGGGAGAGGGCUGAUAGAGAGGCCAAGUGUCCAUAGCGACGUUGGUAAAGAGCAGGAGAUCCUCGGCUCGUCUAGAACCGUGAAAUAGAGAAAGUGCUGAUCUGAACAGCAGCAGAGGACUUAUGCUGUCGUGUUAGCCUAGCAAGAUGUUCAACAAGUCAUUUGGUACUCCGUUCGGAGGAGGGACGGGGGGGUUUGGCACCUCAUCAACCUUUGGACAACAAAACACAGGUUUCGGGACGACAGGAGGUUUUGGGACGUCUGCGUUUGGGACUACCACCAAUGCUGGAGGACUGUUUGGUUCCACACAGAAUAAACCUGGUGGUCUCUUUGGCUCCAGCACUUUCAGUCAGCCGGCAACUUCUUCCACCAGCACUGGCUUUGGUUUUGGUGCUGCGAGUGGCACUUCAACGAGCCUGUUUGGCAGCACCGGAACAGGAACCACUGGUGGACUCUUCUCCCAGCCGAACAAUGCUUUUGGUGCCAGCAAACCCACCUCUUUUGGAAGUUUUGGCACCAGCACCAGCAGCGGCGGGCUGUUCGGGUCGACCAACACCACCUCCAAUCCUUUCGGGGGGGCGGCAUCCCUGUUUGGAGGCUCUGGGUUCUCUGCUGCUCAGCAGCCUGGAACCACCGUGAAAUUCAAUCCUCCAACAGGAACUGACACAAUGGUGAAAGCAGGUGUGACCACAAGCAUCAAUACCAAGCACCAGUGCAUCACAGCCAUGAAGGAGUACGAGAACAAAUCGCUGGAGGAGUUGAGGCUGGAGGACUACCAGGCGGGCAGGAAGGGCCCUACCAACCCAAUGGCUGCAGGGACGGGCAGUUUGUUUGGCUCGUCCACGGCCACGUCCAGCGCCACCACGGGCCUCUUCGGCUCCUCCCCCUCCAACACCAGCUUCUCCUUCGGACAGAACAAGAGCUCCUUCGGAGCAGGGACUGCAGCCCCUGGAAGUUUUGGCACAACCGCCGGCAGUCUGUUCGGUCAACCGGCCCAGCAACAAGGCAGCAGCCUCUUCAAGCCGUUCGGCCAGGCCACCACCACCCAGAGCACCGGCUUCUCCUUUGGCAGCACCAACACGAUGGGACAGGCCAACACCAGCAGCAUUGGUUUGUUUGGGAACACGGCAGCAUCUCAGUCGACCGGGUUGUUUGGAGCUGCCCAGACGAGCACAGCCACUGGCUUUGGCACCGGCACCGGCCUCUUUGGACAAACAAACACUGGAUUUGGAAACGUUGGCACUCAGCAGAGUUUGUUUGGCAGUAAGACGGCUGGGUUUGGCACCACCACCACCAGCGCCCCGUCCUUUGGAACUGGCACUGGGCUGUUUGGCAACAAACCGGCCCUCACGCUGGGGACUGGAAACAACACUUCCACCUUCGGUUUUGGCGCAAACCCUGCUGGAGGGAGUCUGUUUGGGAACAAGCCGACCACUGGGGGACUGGGGACUGCACUGGGAACCAGUUUCGGAACAGCAGUGGGCACUGGACAAACGUCUCUGUUUGGGAACAACCAGAACAAACUGGGCACCACACUGGGAGCGAUGGGAACGUUUGGAACAACUGGAUUUAACAGUGGAACCGGCACGCUGGGCUUUGGAGCGGCGCAGCAGCCAGUUGCCCUCACAGAUCCAAGUGCUGCGACCGCCCAGCAGGCCAUGCUUCAGCAACAGCUCAGCAUUCUGGCCUAUUCGCCGUACGGAGACUCGCCGCUGUUCAGAAACCAGCUGUCAGACCCCAAGAAGAAAGAGGAGCGUUUGAAACCAACCAAUCCAACUGCCCAGAAGGCUCUGACCACUCCCACUCACUACAAGCUGACCCCUCGGCCUGCGACCAGGGUCCGCCCCAAAGCUCUGACAUCAUCGGGGGCCGUCAAGUCACAGCUCUUCGAUGGCCUGGACGAUGAUGAGCCCUCGCUCACUAAUGGAGCCUUUGUACCCAGGAAGAGCAUCAAGAAGCUCGUUCUUAAGAACUUGAACAGCAGUCAGUACAGCGGUCCAAUCAGCAAAGAGACGGACGACCUUGCGUCCCCGUCGGACUAUCCACAGAACGGACACAGUCAUUUGGAGGAGGAGGAGGAGGAGCUGAGGGAGGUGCCGGGCCCCAGCAGUCGGACAGACGACGAUCCAGAGGUGACCCAGUUCUAUGUUAACCCCAUCGCAAAGCCGAUCCCACAGGGCCGUGCUCAGACCAGCCUGCAGGACACCAUCAGCGAGCUCAACAUGCACAAAGCAACCAGGAACGGCUUGGAGCUGAGCAGCGAGGACGUGUGUGUGUCUCUGGGGGAGGAGUCUCUGCAGGAGGAGCGAGAGGAGGAGCAGCAGGAGUCACAACAGACUCCUCACCCAGCAGGCAUUGUUCUGACCCGGGUUGGUUAUUACACCAUCCCCUCCAUGGAGGAGCUGGCUGACAUGGUGGAUGAAAACGGAGAGUGUGUGGUGGAGAACUUCUCUGUGGGCAGGAAAGGAUACGGCUCCGUCUUUUUCCCUGGCGAGGUGAACGUGACGGGACUGAACCUUGACCAUAUUGUCCACUUCAGACGCAAAGAGGUCAUUGUCUACCCGGAUGAUAAAAACAAGCCACCAGAAGGGGAGGGGCUUAACAGGCGAGCCGAGGUGACUCUGGACGGCGUUUGGCCAAACGACAAGACCACCUGCACUCAGAUCAGGAGCCCCGAGCGUCUGAACGACAUGAACUAUGAGGGCCGGCUGGAGAAAGCUUCGCGCAGACAGGGAGCCCGUUUCCUGGAGUACAGACCUGAAACUGGAUCCUGGGUGUUCGAGGUGGCCCAUUUCUCCAAAUAUGGGCUGCAGGAUUCUGAUGAGGAGGACGACAUACCACCCAAAACUGACCCCAAGAAGCUCAAGGCAGUGAUGCCACUUCCUCCCUCCAGACUGCAGCAGCAGCUUCCCCUGUCCCAGCAGCAGGUGGUGCCACAGGCUCAGUCCACUGCUGUUGCCGAUCUGCCGGGUGGCGUGGCCGAACUGGACAGCGACAUGGCUGACAUCACCCAGAGCUUCCCCACAGAGAGCAUACUGGGAGGAGAGGACGGUGGCGAGCUGGAGGGCGGGGAGAUGGUCAUGUCAGGUGGGAGACUCGGAGGUUUGAUCUCUGCAGAGCACGACGGCGUCUCUACGUCCAGCCACAUAGCAUCCUCGUUGGGGAUCAACCCCCACACCCUCCAGAUCAUGAAGGCGUCUCUGUUUGCUGAGGACGAGGAGGAGAGCGACAUGUUCCAGGAUCACGGAGCAAUGAAGGUCUCCACCGACGUCUUGUCCUCACAUCUGGUCCAGCCGGUAGCUCCGAGCCGACCCUCCGCGGGAGGCCUCCUUCAGGCUCGUUUCACCUCCGGCCUCUCUCAGCUGGCAGAUUCUCCUCGGCUUCCUCAUCCUCUUCUUCCUCCUCUGUCUCGAGCAUCUCCGGCUGCUGUUGAAGCCCCGCGGUCGUCACACUGGGUGGGCUCGGGCCCAACAUCCUUCCUGCUGCCUCCUCGAACUCCAGAGCCCUCAAUCAGGACUGUCGGGGUCCGGCGUCUGGGCGGCCCCGUCCCCCUCAAAGAGUCGGUGACCCAGGGGAAGGGGGGUCUGCUGAUGGAUGCCGGUCUGUUUGCGGGUCGUUCCUUUCGGGUGGGGUGGGGUCCCGGCUGGACGCUGGCACACUGUGGCCACCAGCUGAGCUCACCUCUGGGCAAACAGCUUGAGCGUAAAGACCCUAUGACCAAAAGUGACUUCAGCUUCCUGCCAAAACCUGCCAGGAGCAAACCGCUGAUAGAAAGCCCCUACAAGGUGGUGCUGGAGCAGCUGGUGGAUGUGCAGCCUCCAGUGGUGAAGACCAACGAGGAGGAGGAGGAGGGUCAGGAGGUGCUGCAGCGCCCCCUGGAGAUCUGUCUGAAGCACAGCACAGUCACCACCACAGGCGACUCAACCUGCCCUCUGGUCCGACCGCAGCCCGGCGUGGCAGCGCUCCACGAAUACGCAGAGUGGAUCACAGAACUGAAGGAGAAGCAAGGAGACGCAGACCCUCUCCUGGGUUUUUGGUCUGAGGUCUGGACCUUGUGUGAGGCUUUGUGGGGCCGGUUGGGUCCCGCAGAGCAGGAUCCAGAUGUUGUGCCGCCCAACGAGUACGAGCAGCAGCUGGAGAGGAGGCGAGCCUUCUCGGCCUGGCUGUCCCGCGGAGCCACCUGCAGGGUGGAGGAGGAGGUGGCGCUGGCAGGGAAAGGUCGUCAUACAGAGGCCAUCUUCAGCUACCUGACGGGCAACCGCAUCAGUGAGGCGUGUCGACGGGCACAGAAGGAAGGAGACCACCGUCUGUCCCUGCUGCUGUCUCAGGCCAUGGGUGCUCAGUACUGCCGGGACCUCCUGGCCCUUCAGCUUGCUGACUGGAACCGCAUGCAGACCGACUGCUACCUGCCUGAGGACCGACUUCGCAUCUUCACGCUGCUCGCUGGCAAACCUGUGUGGCAGUCGUCUGACUCCGUGGUCAACGUUUGCUCUGAGCUGGACUGGAAGCGCUGCGUUGCCGUCCACCUCUGGUUCAUGCUGCCUCCGACCGCCUCGGUGGCAGACGCUCUCGCCAGAUAUGAGGCUGCCUUCCAGGGAACACGUGACGGGGGGAGGUAUGCCUGUGCCCCCCUGCCUCCCUACAUGGAGGAGGAGCAGCUGGACAUGGAGGAGGAGGAGGAGGAGGAGGUGUCCAAACGGCCGCUGCACGACCUCUGCUUCCACCUGCUCAAACUGUACAGUGACAGACACUACAGCCUGCAGCAGCUGUUGGACCCCCUGACCGUCACCUGGGAGCGUCUGGACUACCGCCUGAGCUGGCACCUGUGGAAUGUCCUGCAGGCGCUGCACUACAGCAACCUGAGCGCUGCUCGCCAGGGACUUCUCCACAGCAGCUAUGCCGCACAGCUGGAGAGCGCCGGCCUGUGGCACAUGGCCGUCUUCAUCCUGCUGCACAUCCCGGACCACACUCAGCGGGAGCGAGCAGUGAGGGAGAUGCUGACCCUCCACUGCCCCCUGCAGGACACAGAUGAGUCGGUCCGGAGGGAGCGCUUCCUCACCGAGAGGCUGCUCAUCCCAGACCGGUGGGUCCACGAGGCCAAGGCCACCCGAGCCCGUCGAGACGGUGACAGACACCAGGAGGCCCUGCACCUGUACCGGGCUGGUUACUGGAACCAAUGUCACCGGCUGCUUAUCCAACACCUGGCCUCAGACUGCAUCGUCAACGACAACCACGACUACCUGCUGGAGUUCCUGGAGGGGCUGGCGGUCCCUGAACACAGCGCCACCAUCCAGGACUGGGACAUUGCAGGGAGGGUUUACCUGGACUACAUCCGAGUCAUUAAGACUCUGCAGAACAUCCAGCAGUUGGACAACGCCGGAUACGAGCUGGAGCGCCUCUACACGGACGUGACGUCGCUCUGUGGCAGGAUCGAGCUUCUGCCCUGCCGAGCCGCCAGAGACCGCCUCGCCCAAUCAGAGAUGGCGAAACGUGUGUCAAACAUCCUGCGGGUGGUGCUGAGCCUGCAGCAGGGCGAUGCAGCGUCCGACGCCCUGAGCAUCCCCCUCGCCCAGCUGGCGCCGCACGUCACCCGCCUGCCGAUGCCGGAGGACUACACGCUGGAGGAGCUGAGAGGCCUCACGCAGUCGUACCUGCGGCAGCUCGUCGUCGGCCAGUGAGAUCACAGGCGUUUGACCCAAUGAGAAGAAAAGUGUGACAGUUUUCAGCUGGAGUUUGUCCAGCAGCAGACGAAGCUUCUGUGUGUCUGUCAGGUUCUUCUUCUACACCAUCAGGAUCAGACUUUCAUCAUUUCUCUUGAGAAUUUUCCAGUCAAACCAGUUAAAGUUCCUGUUUGGCAGGUGGUUUUGGAAACCAGUUUCACUCCCAGUCAUGUCCUGGUCUCCAUUCACUGUGUCAGUAGUUGAAGUUACUUUGUGUGAGACCAACGGUGUGCAGAUCAGCUGUUGUGUCCUCACUUCCUGUUUGGCGGAUGGAAACCAGUGAUGGAAACCAACCAGGAAGUCACGCAGACGGACUUCCUGACUCAGAGUGUGAAGGGACUGAUGCUCUAUUUUUGUAGAGUUUCUGUGUGUGACACAAAUGUUGUAUAUUUUUGGAAACUCGUAUGGCUCAUUUUUAUUGUCCACCUAAUUAUUCAUAAAUCGGAUGCAGAGUUUUGGAAGAAACGCUUCAGCGAUCAGUUGGCUGACUGAUUGGUGUUUCUUUUCUUGCAGAUUAACUGUCAGCUUGCCAAUAAGGUUUUUGUUUUUGUUGUGAAGGUAAAAUGAGUUUUGUCAAAUGGGAAGCUCUGUAUGAUUUCUUUUUUCUGCUGUGGAUGUGUGUGUGUGUGUGUGUGUGUGUGUGUGUGUGUGUGAUUUUUGUUGAGAAUAUUUUUAAUAAAGUCGGGUAGAAA
Molecule: messenger RNA, 6554 nt
Organism: Scatophagus argus
Lineage: Eukaryota; Metazoa; Chordata; Actinopteri; Scatophagidae
Gene: nup98
Product: nucleoporin 98 and 96 precursor
Exons: 36
Coding region: 289-5820 (1843 amino acids)
Biological process (GO): post-transcriptional tethering of RNA polymerase II gene DNA at nuclear periphery; protein import into nucleus; RNA export from nucleus
Cellular component (GO): nuclear pore cytoplasmic filaments; nuclear pore
Molecular function (GO): structural constituent of nuclear pore
Source: RefSeq, a predicted model, not a curated record